UACAAAGAUAAAUAAUGACUUUUGUACAACACUGUGUUUUAUGUAACGUCUUUGGUCCUCCGCCUACAUAUCCCAGAAUCCCCAGACAUUGUUUAUUUAGCCUGCACCCCGGCUGCUCUCUCUGAACAGGACACUGCUCAAUUGCCAACUGUUAUUUAGUAAUAAUGCAUUGCUUACAUGCAUCCUUAAUUCUUUACUUCAAAAUGAAGAACACAUUCGGCUGAACCUACGCUGAGAGCCGGAAGGAGAAGAACGGGAACAUGAAAUGGAGAUAACCCGGGCCAGACCGUCGCUGUAUGGAGAAAUCGCUCAUGGCCUCGGAUUCUGGACGGACCGGUCAGCGGUGCACGAGGCCGCCGCGCAGGGCCGAGCCCUGCAGCUGCAGCAGCUCAUUGAGGCGGGCGCUGCCGUGAACAUCGUUGCAGUGGACUCCAUCACCCCGCUGCACGAGGCCUGCAUACAGGGUCAGACCCAGUGCGUCAGGCUGCUGCUGGCUGCCGGUGCACAGGUGGACGCUCGGAACAUCGAUGGUAGCACCCCGCUGUGUGAUGCCUGCGCAGCCGGGAGCUUGGAUUGCGUCAAGCUGCUGUUGGAGUAUGGAGCGACCGUCAAUCCUCCACUCUUCACCUUCUCUCCUCUUCACGAGGCGUGCAUGGGAGGUAACUCAGACUGCGUUCAGCUGAUGAUCGAUCGAGGCGCCUUCAUGGAGGCUCACGACUGUCACUAUGGAACGCCGCUUCACGUAGCGUGUGCCAGGCAACACUUCGACUGCGCCAAAGUCCUGCUCAUUGCAGGAGCAAACGUGAACGCUUCCAAGCUCCACGAGACGGCCCUCCACCACGCCGCCAAAACUAACAACACCGAUCUGAUAGAGCUGCUUGUGGAGUUCGGGGGGAGCGUUUUCGCUCGAGACAACCUGAACAAGAAGCCAAUCCACUACACCAGCGUGGGCUCUCCCUCCUACCUCUGCCUGGAGUUCUACGAAAAUACUCCCCUGAGCCUGCAGCAGCUCAGCAGAGUGGCUUUGAGGAGGACUCUAGGCGCAAGAGCGCGCAAAGUCAUUUCGGAGCUGCUCUUGCCCAAGAGCAUCAGAAGAUUCCUCUCGUACGUGAAGCCUCUUGUCUUUGAAUUAUGACUGCAUUUGACAGACUCAAGCGUAAAUCUGUGGAGUUUCGUGAGCUGCUGAUGGGGUUUUCUCAGGAUGCAAUGUGGCAGGCUGCUGAGGGUGCAAAAA
This is a messenger RNA of Poecilia latipinna (sailfin molly), 1234 nucleotides long. It is a transcript of the gene asb13b, whose product is annotated as ankyrin repeat and SOCS box containing 13b. Gene Ontology annotation, biological process: protein ubiquitination; positive regulation of protein catabolic process. Gene Ontology annotation, molecular function: protein binding. The record is from RefSeq and is a predicted model, not a curated record. The transcript is spliced from 6 exons. Lineage: Eukaryota; Metazoa; Chordata; Actinopteri; Cyprinodontiformes; Poeciliidae. Bases 266 to 1135 code for a protein of 289 amino acids.